Messenger RNA from Cervus elaphus (red deer), 741 nucleotides. RefSeq names its product zona pellucida glycoprotein 1 (gene ZP1). NCBI's taxonomy places the organism in Eukaryota, Metazoa, Chordata, Mammalia, Artiodactyla, Cervidae. Gene Ontology annotation, biological process: binding of sperm to zona pellucida; prevention of polyspermy. Gene Ontology annotation, molecular function: structural constituent of egg coat; acrosin binding. Gene Ontology annotation, cellular component: egg coat. The record is from RefSeq and is a predicted model, not a curated record.
AUGGCCGAUGAAGUUGGGAACCAAUUUGAGGUGAACAACUGCUCUGCCUGCUCUGGGUGACUGCCAAGCUCCAGGGGCCCCACAGUCUUCUCUAUUGAUUACAAAGGCUGCCAUGUGCUGGGGGAGACCCCACAGCUGGGAACCAGUUGGCACAUCCUCUGCAGAGUGAGAAGGAGUUUAAAGGAAGCCUGUCCUGGUUGCUGCCAUGACAACACCAGAGAGGAUCCCUGUUACUGUGGCAACAUAGUGACUGGCCAGUGCUUUAAAAAUGGCCACUCCUUCCUCACAGUGUCCCAAGAAAUGGCCUUGAUCCAUGCUUGUCCCUCUCACCUGCUGAUUCAAAUGGUGGUGAUAGGAGGGCAGUGCUGCCCUUUGUCUCAUUAUCAGGGCUUCACUGUUACCACCUUUGCUCUCCUGGACCCUGGCUCCUGGAGAGCCCUCCUGCACCUGCUGCAUCUCUGCCUGCUGCCCCUGGAGACCACGAGUACAUGUAGAUCAGGGAUUGCAGGUUAUCACAGUGACACUGCCAAGCCCAGCAUGGGGAGCUCUGCAGGGUCCCUGGGCUUUGAGGAUUCCUCCAGGCAGGACUCCACGCAGGGGCCCUCAGGGACCAGGCCUUCGGGCCAGCCCUUCAGUUCUCUUGCUGUUGCCCUGGUCUGAGGGGUUGAUGUCUUCGUGGGCCUAAGCCAGGCCAAGUCCAGAAGCUUGAAGAAGGCAAAAGAGGGCGAACAGACUGAGUAG